AUGUCUGGACAACAAGUUACAGUUGCGGCCGAUGCCUCUUCUACCAAGAUAUACUCUCUUAAUGCAUAUGAUAACCCAUGUGCCUUGAUUUCCUCUGUCAUCCUCACCGAAGACAACUAUCCUGAAUGGGCUACUGAGUUGAAAAACUCGCUUCAAGCAAAACAAAAACUCGGUUUCAUCGAUGGCACUGUCCUCAAACCAGCCGUUGAACCUGACCUGAGUAUGUGGCUUAAUGCAAACUCGAUGAUCGUUGGCAGGAUCCGUACCUCUAUUGAUCCAAAGAUCUGCUCUACUGUGUCGAAGCAAGUCUGGAAAGAUGAGAUCUCGGCUUGCAGACAGGAUGGCCAAUCUGUCUUGUCAUAUUACGGACGCCUCUCUAAGCUUUUGGAAGAGCUCCAGAAUUACAACACAAGUUGGGUUUGCUGUUGUGCAGCAGCUCCCGAUAUCGCCAAGGACUGUGAAGACGACAAAGUUCAUCAAUUUCUGUUUGGUCUUGAUCUUCCUCGCUUCACCAACAUUCGAUCCACCAUUACUAAUCAAGAUCCCCUUCCCUCUCUGAAUCAAGUGUACUUUCGUGUUGUUCGAGAAGAAAAGAAUCUCAAUGAUGCAACUGUGCGUGAAGUUAACAAAACAGAGGGCAUUGGCUUCUCUGUUCAACCGGAGGUAGCUUCCCAGGUUGCCGUCGUGUUUGGUUCAAGAACUCGUGAUCGAUCCACCCUUUCCUGCACUCAUUGUCGUUGCCAGGUUCAUGAUGUUUCUGAAUGCUUUCAACUUCAUGGAUUUCCAGAUUGGUAUUUUGAACAAAAGGGUGGUACUCGUUCCUCCACUUCUGACACUCGUGACGUCUCUGUUCGUGGAAGCAGUGAGUUACGUUCUGCUCAACGUGGUGGCCGUUCAUCUAGAGGUCGUGGUCGUGGUCGUGGUCGGGUGAACAACGCUCGUGCUGCAACAGUCUCCGACAGUAACACAGACCAAAUCACUCAUCUCAUCAGUUUGCUUCAAAGCCAAUGUCCGUCCACCACCUCUGAAAAAUUGUCGGGUAAAACUGAUCUUACUGAUGUGAUUAUUGAUACAGGAGCCUCACAUCACAUGACCGGAGACUGUUCUCUCCUGGUUUAUGUCGUCGACAUCGUUCCGUCCUCUGUGAUGUUUUCUGAUGGUCGUUUAUCUCGAGCUACUAAGUGUGGCUCUCUCCGACUUAGCCCCGCUUAUCUUCUCAAUCAUGUGUUAGUUGUUCCGGAUUUUGACUGCACCUUAAUCUUUGUUUCUAAGUUGUUGAAACAAACUGGUUCUAUAGCAAUCUUUACCGACACUUUGUGUUUUCUGCAGGACCGUUUUUCGAGGAUUUUGAUUGGAGCAGGGGAGGAACGUGAGGGAGUGUAUUAUUUUACCGGUGUGUCAGCUGCGUGUGUGAACAAAGUCUCAUCAGAUGUUUCUGCUUCACCGGCCUUGUGGCAUCGUAGACUAGGGCACCCAUCUACUAGUGUUUUGCUUUCCUUACCAGAAUGUGUACAAUCUCCCAAUGAUUACAUUGUGAUGUAUGGGGUCCUUAUCGUACUCCAUCAACAAGUGGAGUUCGCUAUUUUCUUACAUUAA
Molecule: messenger RNA, 1596 nt
Organism: Camelina sativa (false flax)
Lineage: Eukaryota; Viridiplantae; Streptophyta; Magnoliopsida; Brassicales; Brassicaceae
Source: RefSeq, a predicted model, not a curated record